Messenger RNA from Rosa chinensis, 943 nucleotides. RefSeq lists its product as uncharacterized. The record is from RefSeq and is a predicted model, not a curated record. NCBI's taxonomy places the organism in Eukaryota, Viridiplantae, Streptophyta, Magnoliopsida, Rosales, Rosaceae. Bases 30 to 416 code for a protein of 128 amino acids. The transcript has 5 exons.
AUCGAACCGAGUUCUUUUCCUCAAAGCCUAUGGAAUCAUCCCAAUGGGUUCGGAUUUGGCUGGAAAUAUUGAAGGAAGUCAUGGACGCGGGUCUGGGUCUGGCCGGAAAGGAAAGGACUGAUGGUAGAAAGGGGGAACAAUCAAAGGAUGCUCAAACACCGGGGGGAUCAAUGAAUAUUGCUCGGGAAGAAUCUGAAAAGUAUAUCCAUUUGCUGUAUGGACAAAGCGAUAAUAUCAAGGACGAAGAAUCUGAGGACAAUGAAUCUGAGGACCAGGAAACUGAGGACGAGGAUCCGAAUCUGGCUGUUGAGAACGGCUGCGAUGGUGAAAAAUUAUUAGGUCAGAUGAAAACAAAUGAUGCUGGAGAGUCUUAUCUCCGUAUGGGCGACUGUGUUUAUGUAUGUGAAAGACUCUAAAAAGGAAGAAAUCAGAGACGAAGAAGAAGCAGAAGACGGUUGUCCUAUCUGUCUUGGGGACCACUUUAGCUUGGAAUGCCCAUGGCGAGAUAAUGUUCCACCAGGCCAACAAGUUGGGCGUCUCUAUGACAUAAAAUGCAAGGGUUGUGGUAAGUGGGGACUUGCAUGCAGUGCUGAGGGAGGACUUGCCGUUCUCAGGAGGUGUGGUCAUUGUUUUGAUUUUGGUCACUGGGGGGACGUCUGCCCCAACUAUAAGUAUAUGCCCCUUCCGGCCUUCCCAAAUUAUCCAUGACAAAUCCGCUAUCCCCUUUCUCUUUAUGCAAGAAAUCGAAUGCGUCCUCAAAAUAACGUUUCGUGGUAUUAUUUUCCAUCAGGUUAUUCAAUCUAUUAUGACUUCCUACUCACCAAGUUGUACGUUUUUAGUAGAUGAAGGUUCUAACCUCGUAAUUAAGCUUAAUUAUUUGUGAGAAGAACAAUUUAUGAUGCUUUUAUCUAUGAGUAUUGCGUAUGGUUAUAUUUUGCUUUUC